AUUCGUCGCCUGCGUUGAAAGCUGAAACAUUUCUAUUUUUAUCUCGAAUUGCACAAGCAUUUAUUUAGUAACUUUAAUUAGUGUACAGUAUUAGCAAACAAAAUAUGAUGAACAUUCAAAAAAUCGUUAGGAGCUUAAACCGAGCUGGAGUUACAAGAAUGUCAACUGGACAGUAUGGUGACGGUGCUGGCAAAGGAGGUGGUGGUGGUGGAUCCAUCCGUGAAGCAGGUGGAUCUUUCGGCAGAAUGGAAGCUGCUAGAGAAGAAGAAUUCUUUUAUAAACAGCAACAAGCCCAAUUGAAGAAACUUAAGGAACAAGCAAUAGAUCAGAAAACUUUCCAUGAGGAACAAUUAAAACUUCACAAGGAGGCUUUGGAGAGACAUGAAAAACAUUUGGCUGAGCUUAAGAAGUAAAUUCAAGUUUCAUAUAUAGCAUUAUGA
Molecule: messenger RNA, 440 nt
Organism: Ctenocephalides felis (cat flea)
Lineage: Eukaryota; Metazoa; Arthropoda; Insecta; Siphonaptera; Pulicidae
Product: ATPase inhibitor mai-2, mitochondrial-like
Exons: 3
Coding region: 105-413 (102 amino acids)
Biological process (GO): negative regulation of ATP-dependent activity
Cellular component (GO): mitochondrion
Molecular function (GO): ATPase inhibitor activity
Source: RefSeq, a predicted model, not a curated record